CCAUCUUCAUUUCAUUCUCAAUUAAUUCCUUCUGCUUACCACGUCUUUGCCAUCUUAAGUGUUUUUAUUCAGCUUACUACAUCAAGUUUAAACUUGAGUUUUCAUUUUGCACGAAAAUGGCUAGUGCACUGAACAAAGCUGCUGCAAUGGUGUCCUUGAUGAUGAUGCUUUUGAGCAUAACAUGUCAAGCACAGCUUUCUUCUACAUUUUAUGCAAACACUUGUCCUAAUGCACUUAGCACUAUUCGGACUUCCAUUAGAUCUGCUAUUGCAGCUGAGCGCAGAAUGGCUGCCUCUCUGAUUCGCCUUCAUUUCCACGAUUGCUUUGUGCAGGGAUGUGAUGCCUCGAUUUUACUAGAUGAUGCUGCCUCCAUCACUAGUGAGAAAACUGCAGUGCAGAAUGAUAAUUCUGCAAGAGGUUUUGAAGUUAUUGACAAAGCCAAAGCUGAGGUAGAGAAGGUGUGUCCUGGAGUUGUAUCCUGCGCAGAUAUACUAGCAGUUGCAGCAAGAGACGCAUCCGAAUACGUAGGUGGUCCAACAUGGGCAGUUAAGCUUGGGAGAAGAGAUUCUACCACUGCAAGCAAGAGCCUAGCUGAGAGUAAUCUCCCCCGUUUCAUAGAUGAUCUUCCUAGGCUCAUUUCUCUCUUUGGAAACAAAGGCUUGAGUGCUAGGGACAUGGUUGCUUUGUCAGGUUCUCAUACAAUAGGACAGGCUCAAUGUGCCACAUACAGGAGCAGGAUAUAUAACAAUGCAAGCGACAUUGACGCAGGAUUUGCAAGUACUCGCAGACGCAAUUGCCCUGCCAAUAUUGAUCAAGGUAACACUAACUUGGCACCACUUGAUUUGGUAACUCCUAAUUCCUUCGACAACAACUACUUCAAGAACCUACUGCAAAAGAAAGGCCUCCUCCAAUCUGAUCAGGUGCUUUUCAGUGGUGGAUCUACUGAUAGCAUAGUUUCUGAAUACAGUAAAAAUCCAUCAACUUUCAAGUCUGAUUUCGCAGCUGCCAUGAUCAAGAUGGGAGAUAUAGACCCACUGACUGGAUCAAAUGGGAUCAUAAGGAAGGUCUGCAGUGCAAUAGCCUAAAAUUAGUGAAAAAUGAAAGUUUCCUUUGAUAAUUUUUUAUGUUCAUUCAAUUUGUUGUGAGUUAGCCUCUACAUUUAAUUCCUUCAAAUGUAAAAAAAAGUUGUGUCCUCCAAUUUUCUUAAUAAUAAUGAAAAUUCCCU
This is a messenger RNA of Rubroshorea leprosula, 1225 nucleotides long. NCBI's taxonomy places the organism in Eukaryota, Viridiplantae, Streptophyta, Magnoliopsida, Malvales, Dipterocarpaceae. The record is from the annotation of a GenBank genome assembly.